GGAGGUCAGACAUCGUUUUGGGAAGGGAGCUUAUGACUAUGUACACAAAAUAUACAAUUGGCAUGUCCUGGAAAGACCGAAGAAGCGAGGUAACGGUACAAUACAUAUUUCGUCUCUGUCGGCAAGAUUUAUGUCAGGUGACAUUAACAAUAGCGAAUUGCAUGGAGCCAAAAGUGUUGCGGACGCAGUGACCGGUGUAGCUUUACGGGACAAUUACACAACAGUAACACCGGUGCUUGAUGCUUAUAACGAUAUUUUGAGAAAGGGAAAUGCCUCUGAAUAUUACUAUUAUCGGGGGCUUAAAGAGUAUACACGUUCUAACAAGACCCAAAUUAAAGUUGUAGAAAGAAACCUCCCUCGGUGCCGGAGUAACGCCAAGUUUCAGAGGACUUUCUGCACCUCCAGCCCCUACAAGCGGUGUUUGUGUUGGUGUCACGGACAGUUUGUGUUCAUCAGGGAUUUCAGCGGAAACGGGACUCGCUCUGAACCGCUGUACAAAACCAAAACAGGCUAUUAUGAAAUCCUGGAGGUGAUGCCUACAGCUACUCAAGCACAGAUAAAAACAGCCUACUACAAGCAGUCCUUCGUCUACCACCCAGACAGAAACGCCGGCAGCGAGGAGGCCACUAUCCGCUUCUCUGAGAUCAGCGAGGCCUACACGGUGCUGGGAAACAAGGCACUGAGGAAGAAAUAUGACCGGGGGCUGCUCAGCCAGUCGGACCUCGUUGCAACGGCCAGACCCUCCGCCAAGGACAGCGCAGGGAGCCCCGCGAAACAGCAAACUGAAAGCCGGCGGUCUGUAGUGGGCGCCGACAUCCGAGAAGGCGUCUUCGAUUUCGACAAGUUUUUCAAGUCCCACUACAACGAGCAGCUGCAGAAACAAAGAGACAUCCGAGUCCGCAAAGAGGAGAUGCUCAGGGAGAAACAGGAGGCGAUGGCCGAGAAGAAGCUGGGCAAGUUGACGGAGAUAUGUGUAGGGGUGCUGCUGGCAAUGGCUGUGGGUAUAAUGAUCAGCUUAAAACGGGGGUGAAGUACAGGUGGAUGUGGAUUGGAGGAAUGUUGUCCCACCCACUGUGGGGCCCCUAAACUAUCACCACCUUUCACACUACUAGGGGCAACACUGAGCACCAGACUUAUGAUCACCUCAAUCCCCUCACCAAAGCAGACACGAAACACCAUCAUCGUUUGGUUCACUGUGACACAGUGCAAUUUCCUAUAGAUCACACUGUCCUCCUGUAAGAUGCAAACCAAAGACUAAACUGGUACAUGCAUGGAGCUGUUGUAACAGUUAAUCUCCAGAAAAUGAAUUGGCAUCUAGAUUGAUAAUCAAUUGUCAUGUCACAAGUCAUUUUCAAGUAACAAGAACAAAUGUCAAACAAAUGUGAGAAUUUCCUGCCUUUUGUUGUCUUGUUACAUUAAGCUUAAUAUUGUUGGGUUUAGGACUAUUAGUUGAAGAAAAAAAACAAUCAAAUUAGGUUGCUUUGGGCAUUUUUAGAACAAAUGAUCAAUCAACACUGAGAAUAAUCUAUAAUUGCAGUCCUAAAUGAACAUAUAAACGAGAAUGUACCACAGGACAAGUACACUACAGUAUUCAUUGGUUUUUCUGUAAAACAAACAUUGGAUAAAUCUGUGUGUGUCACCAGUUUCAUUAUGGUUUUUUUUUUUCUUUGCUUGGUGGUGAAGUCUUUGUCAAUCAGUUGGUCAGUCACACAGUCAGCGUGACACCCAACAGUAAUUCCCCACUGUGCCAAGCAUGUUGUCAGCAUGCCAUCACAUGCUGAUAGAGGAAGAUUCAGUGGUUGAUUUACAACCCAGGAGUGCCACAGUUCAACUUCUUUUGCUUUUAUAAAGCCAUCUGUCCAGCAGAUGUCUAUAUUUUUAAUGGUGACAUGAGUUUUGAUUAGGGUUUAUUGCUAUGUAUGAAAUAUUUAUAGCAAUGUAAGGGAUAUCAGAUCAGAGAGCCUGUUAAAUGGGAAUUCAGGAACUGUAAGUUUAUGCUCAGAUAGUUAAGUUAAACAAUGUGCCUUGGAUAAUAUUUAUUUUAAAAAUCUGUGGUUAUAUUGUCCAGAUAUUUAACAAAUAAAUGACUUAUGAUCCGUAAC
This is a messenger RNA of Seriola dumerili (greater amberjack), 2102 nucleotides long. RefSeq names its product dnaJ homolog subfamily C member 30-like. The record is from RefSeq and is a predicted model, not a curated record. The transcript has a single exon. The coding region runs from base 131 to 1030 and encodes 299 amino acids. NCBI's taxonomy places the organism in Eukaryota, Metazoa, Chordata, Actinopteri, Carangiformes, Carangidae.